CGCGGCUCAUUUUAUUUUUACUUGAAGAGGGAGAUAAGUGAGUAUUUAUUUUUUGAGUAUAAUAACGCACUUAUUUCCCUUGUCAAAGACGGAUAAAAUACUGGCAAGUUCUUAAGUUGGUUAGGAUUGAGUACAUUAAUUUGCUAUAAUAUUUUAAAUGGGCGUUUGUUUACAAUUUACUACUUUUAUGAGAAAUUUCUCCACAUUAAGCGCUUCUUUCUUUAUAUGGUAAGCAUCUAUUACGUUUUAAAACCACAAUCAUGUUUAAUGUCAUUAAACUCAUGUUUGCACUUUCUAGAGAAGCAAAAAAAUUUUUUUUUUCUUAUGCAUAAUGUAUUUUUAAUUGAUUAAAACUCUGGAUUAUGUAUGAUAAAUAUGAUGGACAUAAACAUAGCAGUUAUUUCUUUUAGUCCACAGAUGCUACAUUUAUUGACGAUGUGUUUGCCUUUAAAUAACAUGCUUAAAAAACAAAAAUCAAUUUGGACACACUGACAAACCAUUAAGCGUGUGAAACAUAUUGAACAUUGCAAAAUAAUGUUGAACAAUGAAUAAUUGUAAAGAAAAUAAAAGGGAAAGAUAAAAUAUCGUAACAAUUGUUGAUGCAGUAGGCGUGGUAUCUCAAUAGACAAUGUGUAGGAUGAACUGUUACUGAAGGGUUUACAAAGAAAUUUUAACGAAUGUGUAUAUCACAUAUUUAAUGGAUUUAUAAGAAGUGCCGAAGUUUGAUUCCAUAACUACAUAUUUUUUAAUUGUUGUAUUUUUAUCUUUUUUUAUCUGAUAUGGUUAAUCAUUUGCAGUUAAUCAAGUGUAAAAUGUGUACAAAUUAUAUAAAAUGAAGCUGAAAAUGAAACAAACAAAUGCGAAAAGAUGCAAUACUUGUAGAAGGAAAACUGGAAUGUAUAUCAACAACAAGGAUAAUAUAAAAUUAAAUUCAGGGAUAUUUUGAUAGGAGGCGGCAAUGCUUGCUUAGUCAACACAUUUUGAAGAAUUUGUUAAAGAUCCAAUGGUCAUUUUUAUUUAAUAUAUGAUAAAAGACUACGUAUGACCAUUUAAAUUUUCAUUUACUGUUUGAUGCCUUUUUUCCUGCGUUAGCUGUACAUGAAAAGAUAAUUUCUAUCUCAUGGGCUGGACAUAUCGGUAUAUUCUUUCAAAAAACCAAAGGUGGACAAUAUGCACUAUUGGCUCCAUUUGAUAAUUUCAAUGAAACAUGUAGUUGUUAUGUCUACUUUUUCGUGUUUUAUUCAUAAAGUACUGCUUCCAAGAGCUGUAAUGCACCGUAAUAGACUCACAGCUAUCGUGAUAAUUUGCUUUUGGAUAUUCAGCACAUACCUUCAUAUACUAGCAGAAUUAAAUGCAAUUGACGAAUAUAACACUAGUUUGUAUGAAGGUGGUGUGUCAUUUCGUAAUGUGGUGCAUGUUCCACACAGAGAAGAUAUUGAUGUUGUAUAUACAUGGGUCAACGGAUCAGAGAAAAAAUUCAAGCAAGACCUGGAUGAGUACAUUUCUCUCAUUAGGAAGGCAAGGUAUGACGUUACAGCAGAUGUACUGGCACUGAAUAGAUAUUUUGACUAUGGAACACUGAGAUAUUCAUUGAGGUCCAUAGAAAAAUACGCAAACUGGGUCAGAUAUAUUUACCUCGUAACGAAUGAUCAGAUACCAGACUGGCUUAAUAAAGACAACCCUCGGAUCAAAAUUGUUACUCAUAAGGAGAUAUUUCUAAACAAAAGUCAUCUUCCGACGUUCUCUUCACCGGCAAUAGAAUGCCACAUACACAACAUUAAAGGACUUUCAAACAAUUUUAUAUACAUGAAUGAUGAUAUUAUCUUAACAUCAAGACUAGAACUUUCUGACUUUCUCACUGAAGACGGCAAAUAUGAGCUCCGUUUCAUGCACGAGAAACUGGAACGCUGUAACAAAUUGUGUGCCUCUAACAACGUUAGCAAUGGUGUUUGUGAACCAGAGUGCAACACCGCCAGCUGUGAGUGGGACGGUGAUGAUUGUGCAGGGAAAAAAGUUCCGACAUAUACAGAAAAUGACAGAUUUUUUAUGUUCGACAGUUGGAUGGGCUCGAUGAUGCAUGCUCAUUUUCUCUUCAAUAAAGUUUUUGGACCAGCAAAUAGAUACAUACCGGAACAUGGACCUCACAUGUUUAAUAGAGACAUUCUUCGUUUGCUGCAAUAUAGUUUCCUAUACGAAUGGGACAAAACAUCUUCAAUCAAAAUCCGGCAUCAUCUAACGAUGCAAUAUCAGUUUGCUUACAAUAACUUCCUACUGACAUUGGAGGAAAACGGACUUGUUAAUGUAAAAACAAAUUUAACAUUUGUAAAGGAGUGUUGUAACAAGGAUAUCCUUGAAUUGGAUAAUAGAGAUGUGAACGCUAGAAGAAAACAGCUUGACGAAGCCAAGAAAAGACUUCAACUUCUAAAACCCAAGUUCCUGGUCAUCACGACACGGUUUUUACAAAUGAUGUAUGAAAAUGACAGGGAUGUUCUUGUAAAUGACAUUACAAAUUUCCUACAUGAACUUUUUCCGACACCGUCGCUGUAUGAAAUAUCUUGAUGCAGGCUCUUUGAUUAGUUAAUUAUAUUUAGAAAUAUUUAAGAAAAACGGAAACUUGUAUAACGGCAAAUAUCGUCUUAUUUCAGGAAAUAUUGUUACAUUAACUAAGCCGCUUUUUCUUUCUUUUCGUAAACCUAUUUUUGGUAUUAUUGUCACGUGACAGGGUAUUUCCCACUGUGACGUCAUAAUAUUAGAAACUAUCAAUAUGGCGGCUUGCAUACUUGCUCAAAAGGGUCCGUAUCAUAAUUAUUAAAAGAAAAGGAAAUUCCGAGAUUAAAACUGGUAUUACUUAAAUCGCAUUUGUUGAACAGUAAAGGUUCAGUUAAAAAAAUAUACAUGUACUUGCAGCAUAAUCUUAGAUGAAAUAAAGGUGUACAAUUGUGUUAAUUCCAAGGCAUUACAUAUGCUUAACAAUCUAAAUUGAGUUUGCAUUUAUGAUGCUAGCAAUAUUGAUUUAAGAUAUAACAUAAUUGAUACUCCAUUAAUUAUAAUAGAAGAUUUGUCAGGCUGUUACAUUAUAAUCAAUGAUGUUUAUUCAUCAUGGUAUCCAGUGUAUGACGUCAUAACUUCGUCAUUAUGCAUUUUUUUUUCAUUAUUUAUUUGUUCAUCUAUUUACUUGAUAUUUAUUCAUUUACAUCACGUAUCUUUUCAUGUCUUUACGUCCAACAGCAUUUCAUGGAUACAAGGAUAAAUGAUACGUACUUUACCUUUUUAUUCCAAAUGUGUGUUAGUGUGAUGGUGUGCUUGUUUGCUGGUGCAUGCGCAUAUGUAAAUAUAGAGGAUCUAAUUGAGCAUAUGAGUAAUUCAGUACUUUGAUUAAAUUAUGGUUCAUGCAAAAAUAUCUAUAAUGAACAAUAGAUCAUUUUGUUUCCUAUUGCUUUACAGUUGAUUUAAAAGUCUCUUUUCUGGUGAUGAAUUUCCUUUUUAACCAUUAUAAGUCCAUGAAAAUGGUAAUGUUGGCAGCCUUGCGGUCUAGCUGCGUAAAGUUAGUGAUUUAGAUAGGAGCUACGUUGGAAAAUGGCUUAUAAUCAUUUGCUGGUGACAUAAAAAGCACAUAUGAAAUGACAAAAGAAAUCUAACUGUUUAAAGGUGGCAGACUUUUAGCCUAAAUAAAGUGAUAAUGGUCAGUUUCGAUAGUUACUAUAUUACUCAUAAAGGUCUCCCCUUGUGGCUGAGAGGUUGGCUUUAAGGACUGAGCCAUCAUAAUUUUAGCCACCGUUUAUCCUUGCGUGAUCACAAAUUAUCGGAAUCUAUGACUCUCUUAGCUCCAGCAGGUGGGGUGGUUUUGACCCCUGCUGUUUCUUUAACUUUGUAACAGCUUAGGUUAGUCAAAAUCAUCUCUCCUGAUGCGGCUCCAUAUCACAUAAAUUGUGCACCAUAAAGCAAAACACCGAUUAAGGUCAAUAACUAUGACUGCUACACUGCCAACAUCAAGUUUCUUGGGUGCCAGGCUGUUUUGGAGCAUAAGUUAGCUCAUCUGAGCUUUAGCAGCACAGAGGUGAUUUUUUAUAUCACAUAUGCUUAUAAUGUUCUUUCAAGUGAUAAUGCAUUUUCGAACAGUUCUGUUAAACAGUAUGUCAUUAAAUUUAAGCUGCUAGACUAAGUGCGUUAUGCUGCCAACUUAACUGGCAUUUUCAACAGUAUCAUUAUUAUUCGGUCUAUUAUAAUUAUAAUCAUAAUAGUUAUCAUUAUUACAUGUACCAUAUUCAAAAUUACAGUUAUAAUCAUUCACAUGGAAAUGCUUUGAUAGAAUGUGAUUUAUAAAUGUAUUAGAAAAUCUUUAUGUAUGAUAGCUCUAUGAGUGUUUGGAUUGUUUUACAUUAUAUUAAUGUUUCCUUGUUGCCUUUGUAAA
Molecule: messenger RNA, 4411 nt
Organism: Ruditapes philippinarum (Manila clam)
Lineage: Eukaryota; Metazoa; Mollusca; Bivalvia; Venerida; Veneridae
Product: N-acetylglucosamine-1-phosphotransferase subunits alpha/beta-like
Exons: 9
Coding region: 1171-2559 (462 amino acids)
Biological process (GO): carbohydrate phosphorylation; N-glycan processing to lysosome
Cellular component (GO): Golgi apparatus
Molecular function (GO): UDP-N-acetylglucosamine-lysosomal-enzyme N-acetylglucosaminephosphotransferase activity
Source: RefSeq, a predicted model, not a curated record